This is a messenger RNA of Hevea brasiliensis (rubber tree), 438 nucleotides long. RefSeq lists its product as uncharacterized. Gene Ontology annotation, molecular function: zinc ion binding. The transcript has 2 exons. Lineage: Eukaryota; Viridiplantae; Streptophyta; Magnoliopsida; Malpighiales; Euphorbiaceae. Bases 1 to 438 code for a protein of 145 amino acids. The record is from RefSeq and is a predicted model, not a curated record.
AUGUCUUUAGAAAGGAGGACUUAUAGUUGUGGAUGGUGGAAUAUUACUGGUCUUCCUUGCAAACAUGCUGCUAGAGCCAUUGGGUUUGUAAGGGGCAAUAUUGAGGAAUAUUAUGAUGACUAUUAUAAUAUAGCAUACUAUUUAAGGGUAUAUGUAGGGACAUUACAUCUUGUCCCACAAAAAGACAUUAAACCUGAUGUUGAAUAUCCAUCAAUGCUUCCACCACCCUUAAGGAGGCAACCAGGCAGGCCUAGGAAAGUUAGAAGAAGGGAUGAAAGUGAACCAUUAGCUAAAUCAAUGAGAUCAAUAGCUGUCACAUGUGCUAGGUGCAACCAAACAGGCCAUAAUAGAAGGACUUGUCAGUAUGCACCAUUUAGGGGAAAUAGAGCUAUUAGGCAGAGGAAGAAGAAACAAACUACUGCUCAACCUCAUCCAUAG